Molecule: messenger RNA, 441 nt
Organism: Symbiodinium pilosum
Lineage: Eukaryota; Dinophyceae; Suessiales; Symbiodiniaceae
Source: the annotation of a GenBank genome assembly
AUGGCUGCCGCUGGAGUCAUGCCGCCAGUCGCUGCGCCUGCCCCCGUGGAGGCUGCUGCCAACCCGGUUGUCUUCCCUCCGCUCGCACCCCCGAUAGCCGCUGCCCCUCCAGCUGCCGCGCCCCCGGCUGCUGCUCCUGCAGCUGCUCCAGCAGAAGCUGCCCCUCCUGUUGUGUUCCCCCCGCUGGCACCUCCUGUAUCUACGGCUCCUUCAACGGCGGCCCCUGCAGCCGCCGCCCCUGCUGUUCCAGCAGAAUCUGCCCCUCCAGUGGCGUUCCCGCCACUGGCGCCUCCUGUAUCUGCGGCUCCUCCAGCUGCCGCCGCGGCCCCUCCGGCUGCCACCCCUGCGGCUGCUGCACCUCCAGCGGCGGCCCCACCAGCAGCAACGCCCGCAGCCGCUCCCGCAGAAGCUGCGCCGAGCAAUGCGCAGGCAGAGCACAAG